This is a messenger RNA of Penicillium verhagenii, 1185 nucleotides long. Its product is annotated as urease accessory protein UreD. Lineage: Eukaryota; Fungi; Ascomycota; Eurotiomycetes; Eurotiales; Aspergillaceae. Bases 1 to 1185 code for a protein of 394 amino acids. The record is from RefSeq and is a predicted model, not a curated record. The transcript has a single exon. Gene Ontology annotation, molecular function: nickel cation binding.
AUGCGACAACCAACUAUGCCUAUCCGCUCGCCCUUUGAGUCUUCCAUAGCGAAGCCGGGCCAGGGCACCGUCGUGCUCUCCCUCCUCCCGCCUAAUAACCCCACCCUCACUACUCUCACCUACAAAUACCCUUUAAAGCUGGUCCCCAGGGCACCGGGUUUUAUCCCAGAGCCUGACCCAGCUUCGCUAUCGGACAAGUGCCCGUCAAUGCCCGUUCACCUCUACCUCCUCACAUACGGCGGCGGCUUGCUACCAGGUGACCAUAUUGAGGUGUCAAUCAAGCUUGACCCUCGCACAAGAAUGGUAGUGACCACCCCGCAGGGAAGCACAAAAAUCUUCAAAACAGACUCCAACGCCGACUCAAAUUUCAACGUCAUCAAGGGCCACCGCAAGAAGGUGCCUGCCAAUGAAAGCAUAUCAGACAUGAGUCAACAAUCAUUAGACGUAAAGAUUGGCCGCCAAGCUGCUCUCUGCUAUCUGCCCGAUCCAUCUGUACCCUACAAAGACAGCCGAUACGCUCAGGUCCAGACAUUCACCGUUGACGCUGCGGCCAAGGGUGACCAGCGCAGCAGUCUUUGUGUUCUGGAUUGGGUAACGCAGGGCCGCACAUCGCGCGGCGAGAACUGGAACUUCAGAUUCUGGAAGGGCCGCAACGAAGUCUGGGCCACAGACGAGAAGACUGGCAAGAGCCGGCUCCUGCUGCGUGACUCUGUAAUCUUGGAUGACGAAUCCGAGGCCAUAGACGCCGACGAUGAUGAGGACCUUGAUGCUGGUAGCGUGGGUGGCUUAAAUAGCCAUUCUAUCCGUGCAGAAACCCCACCUCCCCAAGCUGGUCUUGUGCCGUUGAACGUCAUCCAAGAACGAACACGGCCUCAUGGAGUCGUUGGCACACUGAUUCUGUCCGGGCCCGUCUUCGAUUCCCUUGGCGCCUACUUCUUGCAUCAAUUCACAUCGCAGCCGCGCAUCGGUAGCCGGAAUUGGUCGUCUGAUUCAUCGGCACCAGAACCCUCGCUCAGCACCAAGGGCGACGUGACCUGGACAGCAGCACGUGUGCGCGCUGGCUUUGUGCUGGUUAAGUUUGGUGCCAAGGACUUUGAAACCGCCAAGGUCUGGCUUGGCGGUUUGCUCCGUGAAGAAGGUAGCAUUACGCGCGAAUUCGGCGAAGAGGCACUCUUCUGUCUUUAA